UCGUCUAGUAGACCAGACAUAUAUUGCCUCUCUGGUCUGGCCUCCCUCCAUUUCAAUAUUUCAUUCCUUUCCUUUUCUUUGAUUUUUUCCCCACAUAGACCAUCUUUCUCCAUUUCUCUUCACAAUUCAAACGUACGUACUACUACUACUACUAGACGACAUUAGGUUAGAUCGGAAACAAGCAAUUUUCAGGAUUCUUUGGAAGAAAUUAAGAUAUGGGGUUUGCCAAGGACGAGAAAUCGAAGCGAGCGUUAAGGUGGAUUAAAACUUUUUUCUUCCUCAUCACUAUGCUGCUCUCGCUUCUCGUAUUCUCAGCACCAAUUCUCGUAGCUGUCGCGGAUGCCCUCCUUCCAUCGGCGCUGUUGUCAGCUUCUCUUUCUCCAUCGUCUCUUUCCCUCCAAGCCCUCUCUUCUCAUCUAAGCAAUUACGACUUCCGCUAUUCCCUCAUCGACAUACCCCUCAUCUCCCUCAUUAGGUCAGCUGUCAUUCUAUGUGUUUACGGUUUAUGCGAUGGUCCGAAACUAUCAGGAGGGCCGUACUUGAGUAUUGCCACCGUGUUUUCGGUGUCGUCUCUGCUUUUCGUGUCGUUCAAGGCUUCGUUCGUGUUUGGCAACGCAAGUGUGAAUGGGAGUGGAUGUGUUCGGGGCAUGGAAGUCGCGUUGUUCGCGUGCUCCUUGGCUCUGGCCGUCGGACACAUAGUGGCGGCCUACAGAACGAGUUGCAGAGAGCGAAGAAAGCUUAUGGUCUACAAAAUUGAUAUUGAAGCUGUCUCAGCGUGCAAGAAUGGAUUCCCAAGAAUGGAUUACCAAAAGUUACUCCAAAUUGAAAGAUUGAAAUAGUGACAAAGCUGGGUUCUGUUCAAUGUUUCUAGUUUCUUGACCAGUUCAAAUUUUCCAGCCAGGUUCAGGUUAUCCGAAGGAUGUCUGCAAUCUGAUGGUCCAAGAACUAGCAAAAGAAUUCAUCCGAUCCGAUGUACCAUAUACUGAUGGCAUAAAAAGUGUGAUUGUAUACUGUAAUGGCUCGUGUCGUUCGGUUAUUGAAUAUAGAGGCAAAGGACCUCUCAAAAAAAAAAAAAAA
This is a messenger RNA of Coffea arabica (coffee), 1077 nucleotides long. RefSeq lists its product as uncharacterized. The record is from RefSeq and is a predicted model, not a curated record. NCBI's taxonomy places the organism in Eukaryota, Viridiplantae, Streptophyta, Magnoliopsida, Gentianales, Rubiaceae.